AUGUCGGAAGAGGUUUAUGAAGGUGCCAUUGGCAUCGAUCUUGUCGCGAAUGAGCAAGGCAGCUUCACCACUCCCUCGUUCGUCUCGUUCACCGAUGAGGAGCGUCUCAUCGGCGAGGCCGCAAAAAACCAGGCCGCUAUGAACCCAGCAAAUACCGUCUUCGAUAUCAAGCGAUUGAUCGGACGAAGAUUCGAUGACCCCACCGUGAAGAAGGAUGUCGAAACAUGGCCGUUCAAGAUCAUCGAUCAGGGUGGCAAUCCGUUCGUCCAGGUUGAAUACCUCAAAGAGACAAAGACAUUCUCCCCCCAGGAGAUCUCUUCCAUGGUUUUGACAAAGAUGAAGGAGGUCGCCGAAACCAAGCUCGGGAAGAAGGUCUCCAAGGCUGUCAUCACUGUCCCUGCUUACUUCAACGAUAACCAACGACAAGCCACCAAAGAUGCUGGUGCCAUCGCUGGUCUCAAUGUCCUCCGUAUCAUCAACGAGCCCACUGCUGCUGCCAUCGCUUACGGUCUUGGCUCUGGCAAGUCUGAGAAGGAGCGCAACGUUCUGAUCUAUGAUCUUGGUGGUGGAACUUUUGAUGUAUCUCUUUUGAACAUUCAGGGUGGCGUGUUCACCGUCAAGGCCACUGCCGGUGAUACCCAUUUGGGCGGUCAAGAUUUCGAUACCAACCUCCUCGAUCACUUUAAGAAGGAGUUCCAGCGAAAGACCAAGAAGGAUCUUUCUGGUGAUGCCCGUGCCCUUCGAAGACUUCGGACCGCCUGUGAACGUGCCAAGCGUACCUUGUCCAAUGGAACCCAAACCACCGUCGAGAUCGAUUCUCUCUUCGAUGGUGAGGAUUUCAACUCUCAGAUCACUCGUGCUCGUUUCGAGGAUCUGAACGCAAAGGCCUUCAGUGGCACUUUGGAGCCUGUCCAGCAAGUCCUGAAGGAUUCUGGUAUCGAAAAGUCCAAGGUUGAUGAAAUUGUGCUUGUUGGUGGUUCUACCCGUAUCCCUCGUAUCCAGAAGCUGUUGAGCGACUUCUUCGAUGGAAAGAAGUUGGAGAAGAGCAUCAACCCCGACGAGGCUGUUGCCUAUGGUGCCGCCGUUCAGGCUGGUAUCCUAUCUGGCAUGGCUACUUCUGCCGAUACGGCUGACCUGCUCUUGCUCGAUGUCAUUCCUCUCUCUUUGGGUGUUGCCAUGGAGGGUAACAUCUUUGCCCCCGUCGUUGCUCGUGGUUCCACAGUCCCUUGCCUCAAGAAACGAACGUUCACAACCGUAGUCGAUUCCCAAGUUCAGGUUCAAUUCCCUGUCUUCCAGGGCGAGCGAACCAACUGUGAAGACAAUACUUCCCUUGGUGAAUUCACUCUUGCUCCCAUCCCACCUAUGAAAGCCGGUGAUGCCGCACUCGAGGUUGUGUUCGAAGUAGAUGUCAACGGUAUUCUGAAGGUCACUGCAACUGAGAAGUCAUCCGGCCGAACCGCCAACAUCACCAUCUCCAAUGCUGUUGGCAAGCUCUCCACUGGCGAAAUCGAGAAGAUGGUUGAGGAUGCUGAGAAAUUCAAGACUUCCGACGAGGCUUUCACCAAGAAGUUCGAAGCCAAACAACAACUUGAGUCAUACAUUGGCCGCGUUGAGGAGCUUAUCAACGACCCCGGUUUGUCGAUGAAAAUGAAGCGUGGUAACAAGGCCAAGAUCGAGGAGGCUCUUAGUGAUGCUAUGCAGCAACUAGAGGUCGAUGACUCAUCGCCAGAUGACCUCAAGAAGAAGGAGUUGGCUUUGAAGCGUGCCAUGACCAAGGCCAUGGCUACGAGGUAG
Molecule: messenger RNA, 1794 nt
Organism: Exophiala aquamarina CBS 119918
Lineage: Eukaryota; Fungi; Ascomycota; Eurotiomycetes; Chaetothyriales; Herpotrichiellaceae
Product: heat shock protein SSB1
Exons: 7
Coding region: 1-1794 (597 amino acids)
Biological process (GO): vesicle-mediated transport; cellular response to unfolded protein; protein refolding
Cellular component (GO): cytoplasm; cytosol; nucleus
Molecular function (GO): heat shock protein binding; ATP hydrolysis activity; ATP-dependent protein folding chaperone
Source: RefSeq, a predicted model, not a curated record